Messenger RNA from Malus domestica (apple), 2311 nucleotides. RefSeq names its product ATP-dependent helicase BRM-like. Lineage: Eukaryota; Viridiplantae; Streptophyta; Magnoliopsida; Rosales; Rosaceae. Gene Ontology annotation, molecular function: protein binding. The record is from RefSeq and is a predicted model, not a curated record.
AUUUACGAGUUUUUAUCUACCUUAUCAGUCUGAUAUUAAUUACAAAAUGAAUACAUUAGAUUUUUCAUUGAGCUGGUCAUUCGAUUAUGGUGUCUGAAUGAUCAGAUUAACUUACAUGAUAUGCGAUGCCUUUUUGAGUUUCGCCUCACCUGCAAGGGCAGGAGGCCGAUAGGUUUGACAGCCAGAUUCCGGCAUUUAAGAGAGUAAUUUGAUGGGUGAGUUCAUUCUUGGUAAAUCAUAUUUAGAAAAUUGAUGAUGAAAACGAGUUUGUAGCUAGAGUUCCGCCCCUACUUCCUCGAAAAUCUUGAAAGAGUAUCGGAAAUUUGUUUUUGGGUACUACUUUUCUCUCUUACGAGUUAUGUAUCGUGACUUACGUGCUAUUCUAUAUCCCUGUGAAUCUAGGAACUUUGAUCGCUUGAUUUUACCUCACGCUCAGGCAUGGUUUGUCCAAGUCGAUAACUGAACCCGCUUUUUGAAUCUCUUGUAUGAAUUUGUGUAUAGUUUUACUUUCGUGCUGUUUCAGUCUCGGGGGCACAUUACCAACUAGUUCUUACCGACUGAGAUGGAUAGAGAUUUGCAAUCCCUUCGGGAUACCUUUGCUACAUUGCAGAGUCUACUUGAAGCCCCUGCGGGAGCAGAACAAAUUGACCUCAAUGUACCUAGAGAAACAAACGGGCCAAUCUUCGAUACCCCCUUUUAUAUUGGAGAUUCUGGCUCCUCCUGCUUAUCAAGUAACUUCUCUUUGCACGACACUAUGGGUGAUUUGCUGUCUGCAGAAGGGAGGGAAGCACACAUGUGUGGCAGGAAAAGGCGUAAGAAUGUUGGAAACUUUAUGGACAAGCUGGUUUGAAUGGGAAUAUGGAGGAUAUGCUGGUUGGACAGAGAAGGGAAGUGGUUAGCAGGAGGAGAGCAAAUGCUGUAAAGAUUACAGGCUGGGAACCAGAUUUGAAUGUGAAUUCCUGCGACUUAGGGGAAAGACAAAUGCCUGUCCAACAUGACUCUCGCAGGGACUAUCAACAAUCUGGAAAGCGGUUACUUUACCGUGAAGGCGGCCAAAAUGACGGUGUUAUACCAAAUCCUCUGAGUUUGAAUAGCGCAUUAGGAAACGUGACUGGUGCUGCAACUGUUGCUGUUGAAUAUUCUGCAGAACGCAGCGUUCUAAACACAAACAGGCCUGCUUCCUCCGGGGCAAGGAUGUCUUACACUAUACAAACGAAGUGCCAGGAGGCACUUAACAUGAUCAAGAGACUGAUAGACGAAAAAGGCCACGAAAUCAUGCCUUUUUCGCUGAGCGCAUGGAGGCAGAUCGUGAGCUCCGCUCACAGGAUGAAUGUAUCCGGAACUGAUAUCCUGAAUUUUCAAAAAAUUUAUCAACGGCUGGAUCAAAGAGACUACUAUGGAGUUCUAGAUUUUGCGGCGGAUGUCCAGUUAACGUUUAAAUGCUUAGCAGAUCAGUAUCCGCUCUAUUCCCCGAUACGGGAUGAAGUGCAGAAAGUCGAAGUGUUGUUUUUCGACAUCAUGAAGAGAAUGUUCCCGGAUACAGAUUUCCAGCAGCUGCAAAACCAAGUUCAAAAUCUUGCCUAGCUAGGAUCCUUGUCAACUCUGUGCGGAGAGAGCCGGGCCGGGUGAAAGGGCAAUCAACUGACAGAAACAAGGACAAAGCAAACAAUGACAAAACGAGAGUGUGAAAAUCGCUAACCCUUUCUUGUAUUCAUGUGCGAGAUCUCCUACGCAGCUGUUGUUCCGACCUAGGUUUCUUGCACUGUACGGCAUCAAGGAGGCCUGUGGGGUGGGGACUGGGGGGUGUUUACUUAGAAUGUUAGCUGGGUCAACACUGUGAUUGUUAGUUGAGUCAAAACAGACUGAUUGAUAAUUGCUAGGAGAAAGACAAAUCAGUUGUCAAACAUUUCAAGCUUGUUCGAUACAGAAAUCAACGUACUUUUCACUCAGAAACUACAAAGAUUUGCAGUCUUAAAUCGAUUGUUCGUUACGUAAAACCAAUCAAAGCCGACGUGUUCUUAACGUCGACUACUAAUUGAUUGGGUUUGAAGGGUUCGAAUUUUGCACCAAGGAACUUGCAUAGACCAUGUCAGAUGCCUCCAUGUUCUAGAAGACAACGUGCUACUGCAUGUACUUUGGCGCCAUGAAUGCAAGAACAAGACAGGGUGGUCCACAGUUAUCUUAUGAAUUCGUUCACUUUGACUUGUUCCUACUGCCGUUCUAUUUUUAGUAAAUUGAAACUAAACUUAUCUUAAUCCUAACUCAUUAUUGUACUCUCGUUCACAUGCUUAAAACAACUACAUUUUGAUAU